Pristis pectinata (smalltooth sawfish) is the source of this 2435-nucleotide messenger RNA. Its product is annotated as protein rapunzel-like. Bases 262 to 1428 code for a protein of 388 amino acids. Lineage: Eukaryota; Metazoa; Chordata; Chondrichthyes; Rhinopristiformes; Pristidae. The record is from RefSeq and is a predicted model, not a curated record. The transcript is spliced from 2 exons.
AGUCAUCGCCGGUGUGCCCGAGAUGUCAGUAUUUCAAAGGGGGUGGUGCGAGGGCUUGUCAAUCCAGUUCCGCCUGCCUCUGCCCCUGUAUAUAUCGGAACCCUCGCACUGCUUCUCGAGCCACAGUCGGUGGGAACUCGGAAGAUCCAGCUCGGGGUUCGGGCAAGACAGAAAACCUUGAGUUCGUCGGAGCUGAUCACCCCCUGCCACAGGUUAUUCCAGAGAAGGAAGUGACCACAGUGCCCGAGCGGUGACCGAACCAUGUCUCAACCUGCCGGAAGUGCCCUGGAGCUGUCCAAGUCCGCUGUCGAGGCCGUACAGGCAGCGAUGGCGUUCAUUGAAUCAGCAGAGAAGUUUGCCUCCGCACUCGGGGUGUUGGGCCCCAUCAUUGGGGUGGCCGCAGCCGUUGUUAAACUCGCCCUGGGCAAUGUUGACAGCCCGGAGCUGGCCUUCAUGAAGAAGCAGUUCCAGGCCGUCAGGAACCAGCUGGAUGUCAUCUCGGGGCAGAUUUCGGAAGUCCUUCGGGAGAUCGACAGAAGCACGACGGACAACCAGUACUUCCCCAUUGAGGAAAACAUCAAGAACCAGUUCAGAAAGUACAUCGACAUCCUUGACGCAGCGCCGGAGUUCCGACAGAAGGAGAAGGAAGAGUUCCUCAAACACUUCAACGCGACCAAGGGAGACCAGAACCUCCACACUCUCUAUGACGGGGUGAUGGGGAACACCGGCGCCUUUGGCAAAUCCAUCCUGGACACCGCCAUGAACUGUGACCAGAGGAACCGGCGCCUGAUGGAGGGGAUCUGCGCCCGACUGAAGAACCUCUUCUGUAUCGGUCUGAUCGCCGUCCUGGGACACGCUGGCAUCACCGGGAACGAUGUAAAGGCGCUGGAGACGGAAUGGAACCAGAAACUGGUCGAAGUCGAGGGCAAAAUGAAAUCCAUGGUCGAUCGGUGCAUCAAUGAGUUUGCGGAGCAGGCGAAGAUAGAUGUGAAGAAAUUGAUAGAGCAGAAGGGCGGGAGAGAUAACAGGGAAUGUUCGUCAAACGUACUGGAAAACUUGAUAAACAAAUAUGACUGGGUCCGUUGGUCGGUGCGGGUCUAUGAUCCCGUCGGCGGGUUUGACAAUCACUGCGUUGGUGGCUUUAACGUCUUUCUCUUCUUCAGGCUCAAUAAUGUUAAUAUUGUUGUCUCCUACACCACCGACCCAAAGCCAGUUGACAUCACCAGUAUCAAGCAGUCAAUGCAGGGGAAAGAACACUGGAAUGAUGCAAGAGAGGUGCUGAAGCACGCCGGCAGCAACCUGACCGGUAGGAAUGUUGUCCACACAGUGAGACGGUACAAAGGUCUGUCGUGCCAUAACAACUUCCCCGAUGGAUGUCAUUACUUAGAGGACUACAGUGGAGUCACCGUGUGCGUCCACCCAGUAUAAACCCCCACUGUCCCGGGACACUCAGUAUAAACCCCACUCUCCCGAAUAUUCCAUAUAAUUCCCACUGUCUCGCAACACAGUAUAAUCCCCAACGUCUCGGGACACACCAUAUAAUUCCCCACCGUCCCGGGACACUCUGUAUAAUCCCCCUCCUCCCCGACUGCCGGAGGCAGGACACCCCUUACUCUGGUCCCGGAGACGCUUCCUUUCUGCGCUGCCGCCAACGCUGUGAAACCCCGGAUUAGUCGGCCUGAAGCUGCCGCCUCUCCCCGCCCACCCUGGACCGAAUGUACCCCCCGUGUCACUCUAUAAGGCUCGGGCUGUGCAGUCCUCAGCUCCCCCACCCCAUCCUCUCUGUGCCCUCAGCAGCAGACCCACCCCGCCUGGGUCCGGGGGUCUCCGCUCACGGUGAGGCGAACGCUCCCACCUUCACUGUCAGUGAGGAGGGGAGAGCGAAUCCAGCUCCCAAAUCCGGCCCGAGGCCAGGGCUCCCCCGGAAACCCCCACACCUCUCCCCUACAGGUCAGAGCACAGUCCAAGCCCACGGCGACGGGGGUGAUGAAGGCGGGCUGGCCCGUGUCUGCCACAGCCGGCUACUGACAGACAGAUCAAGGUCCUGUCCACAGCUUCUCUCCCCAGAUAUUCACCCUGUUCCCACCAACGCAUCUUCAAACCCCCACGUCCCGAGGGGGUGCCGGGUUUAACGCUGUGGUGCGGGAGGAGGGAGGAACACUCCGCAGACCCACACUGGAGAAGCGGGGACAGGCUGUAAGUCUGUCAGGCCGGGGACCACCUUCCCCACCAAAGGGGGAUUCGCUUGUAGUUUGUUUCUGCCGGAAUCUGAUCUCUGCCACUUGCUCAGUCUGUAGCCACGGAACAGCCACAGUCGGAUAUCCUGCAAGCUUUGCGAGUAAUUGGUGUGGUUGUUGGGUCUUGCUUAAAAUGAUUGAUUGGAAUUCCUAAAGUAAAGCUGGUUGAUGCUGAAUAAACGCAGAUAAAAGGCUCAA